Messenger RNA from Gongylonema pulchrum, 669 nucleotides. Lineage: Eukaryota; Metazoa; Nematoda; Chromadorea; Rhabditida; Gongylonematidae. The record is from the annotation of a GenBank genome assembly.
CAACCGAGCUAUGCAAUUUACUCAUUACAGAUCCGGUUGGUCCCCGUGGAAUCAGAUGAAUAUGAUGCAACUGCCGAUGAAAGUUUUGAACUGUAUAAAAAUUACCAAAAUUCAAUUCAUAAAGAUACGCAGUGUACUCGACGAGGUUUUACAGACUUUUUGACCGAUUCGCCUCUUUUCAGUGACGAAGAAGGCGCCGAAAAUAAGUCCGUGGCACUUGGUACUUACCAUCAGCAGUAUUAUUUGGAUGGCCAGCUGAUUGCUGUUGGUGUUGUGGAUAUUUUGCCGCGCUGUUUAUCCAGCAAAUAUCUUUUUCAUGAUCCUCAGUAUAAAUUUCUCAUGCUUGGAACAUAUACCGCUUUAAGGGAAAUUGCAUUUGUUAGAGAACUUAUGAAAGAAAGACCAGAGUUGCAUUAUUACUAUAUGGGUUACUACAUACAUUCAUGCGCAAAAAUGCGUUACAAAGGACGUUUUCAUCCAUCUGACUUGUUGUGUGAUCGGAGUUUUACGUGGGUUCCCUUGGAAAAAUGUAUCGAAAUGAUGGGAAGCAACGGGGAACGACUGGAAGCAUUUGCACCUGAUGCACCCGAACCUGAAAAAUGCCCAACGGCGGCUGUUCGAUGUCUUUAUAACAGGUAUCUGUACUUCAGUAACUUCCUUGACUUAUAA